Messenger RNA from Trichobilharzia regenti, 1512 nucleotides. The record is from the annotation of a GenBank genome assembly. NCBI's taxonomy places the organism in Eukaryota, Metazoa, Platyhelminthes, Trematoda, Strigeidida, Schistosomatidae.
AAAAAAACUAAUAUGAAAAUUUACUCACUUAUAUGAAAUAUUCACUAUUUAUGGAUCACGUUCAAGUGGUGCAAAACAAGAUUUAGUUAAGAUCCACUCGUUAAGUCCAUAGGUUGUCUUAUAUUCAGAUAACUGUAUUUUUCGUUAACCGUUUCUCAUUAGUUGACCUCUGGUCUACUGUUUGACUGAGUCACAACUAUAAAACUAUUGAAAUACCUACGCAUACUUCAUUAAUUUACAGUGAAGCAUAUAAAUACAGAAAUUUAGAACUAUACUCUCAACACAAUAAUCUCAAGUCACCCAACACGAUUCUGACAGACACAGAUGAAGGAAACUUAUUCAUCAUCAGUUCCGAAUAAGAAGUUUGUACUGACCAUGAAGGAAGCAUUCAAGAAUGGAAUUACACGUGCAAAUUUUACUCUAAGCUGUGUGAAAACGUAUGUGAUUUUAACGAGUAUAAUGAUUGGGAUGACUUUCGUAAUCACAAUGAUGGUAUAUUACAUACGAAUUAUUCGUGUUCAAAUUGAAAAGACUUACAUGCCAGUCAUCUUUAUGAUACUGGGUAUAAUCCCUAUAUUGUUGGCACUGUUUGUUAAGAAACUUGGAAAGAAGACAAUAGUGAUUUACGGCCUCUUUCUAUUGACUGUGUUCGUUUGGUCUCUUGCAAUACCUGCUUCAUCUAUAUUUGCUGAGAAACGGAGUAUAGUGUCAUGGCUCGUCGCAAUAUUCCUAGGUUUAUCAUUGGUGGAAGGUGGAUACAAAUUCAAGAAGAUUAGUACGAAGGCGAAGCUGAUUAUUAUCACUUCGGCAGCGGUUUUGAUGUUGUUGGGUGUGAUUCUGUUUAUGGUGAUGGUAUUAUCAAAACCUCUUGAAAUACUGAAAUUUGUUUCCGGUGCGUUCUUAAUAUUGAGUGGAAUACUAGAGGAGAUUACGCGUGCAAAUUUCACUCUAAGCUGUGUGAAAACGUAUAUGAUUUUAACGAGUAUAAUGAUUGGGAUGACGUUCGUAAUCACGCUGUUGGUAUAUGACAUAGAAAGUAUUCAGAGUCGCUUUAUAAAAUCUGACAUAGUGUUAAUCUACCUGUUAAUCUUCAUGAUAUCUGGUCUAAUCCCUAUAUUACUGGCACUGUUUGUUAAGAAACUUAGAAAGAACAGGAUACUGACUUAUGGCCUCUUUCUAUUGACUGUGCUCUUUUGGUCUGCUAUAUUACCUCCCACGUUAAACUCAAUUCGAAGAUGGAGUUUCAUGCCAUGGAUUAUUGUGAUAUUUGUGGGUUUACCGUUUUUGCUCGAGGACAUACUGAAAGUGGUAUCCGGUGUGCUCUUAAUUUUGGGUGAAUUACUAAUGUUAUAUUUGGUUGGACAAUUCUUAAAACACUGCGGCUCAAGUCAAUCCAGUGUUAUAUAUCCCGCUUGGUUAGCUCUAGUCACUUGGCUCCAAGUAGCUUCAAUGUAUUUCUCUAUUACCUUUGUAGACACAGUCGACUGGAAAACGAUAAUCCCACAAUCGUAA